Bactrocera oleae (olive fruit fly) is the source of this 6441-nucleotide messenger RNA. NCBI's taxonomy places the organism in Eukaryota, Metazoa, Arthropoda, Insecta, Diptera, Tephritidae. The record is from RefSeq and is a predicted model, not a curated record.
CAUUCGAAAUGGCUGAACGGUUACGAAAUUUCAUACAUACUCAAAUAUAUUUGAAUAAUAUUAAGAAUCCUAUAGACUUGGAUUUCAUUUCACGCAAUUUGAAGAAAUAUUUGAACUACAUAUCGUAUAUACAAAAUAUAAUAUUUCAUACUUAUUACUAAGUAUUGUACGAAACCUUUUAUUGUUUCUAAAAGGGCUGUUUGACGAAACUAAGUUUGCAACAAGUCUUCAAAUUUUUUUUCCACUUGCAAGUUUUUGUAUUCAUGAAUAUCUAAAUUUGAUAAAUUGAAAUAUUUUUCUGUUAUUAUAAUAUUAAGAAAUGUGUAAUUGUCAUAAAUUGAUGGUAUUACUUUUUUUAUUAGUGUGGUAACGUUUAAAAUAACACGAAAAUGAUUUGGAAACGGAACGGUUCACUCCGAGAGCGUAUUGUUGAUAUUUAAAUUAUUGGCUUUUCGCUUAAAAGAUAUUUUUGGAAAUAUUUUCUUUAACAAGCAUUUAAAUUUAAAGUUAUUUUGUUAUAAAUCGUAUAGAUGCAAAAUAAAUGUACAUUGAACAUUGUAGGAAUUUGCGUUUAAAAUAUAUAAAAUACAACGGUCCAAAGAGAGUCCUACCAACGUAGUAAAACCAAUAUUACGUUUUUUUAUUUUUUAUUUUGGAAUGGAUUUAUAAAAAUUUUAAUAUUAAAGCAAAAUGCGGGUGCAAAGUAUUUACAUUUGGUUUAUUGUAUGGGCAAUACACAAAUUUUUGGCAAACGUUGUAAAUUCUUGCCCGGUUAGUUGUCAGUGCAAAACAGUUUCAGAUAAUAGCUCCAAUGUACGAGUUAAGUGCGGUGGUAUAACAGAGGCACCUAUCUCCAAUUGGCAAAACCUAGACUUUUCUGAAAUUGGACAACAUAUAAUUUCGCUUGACUUGAGCAAUAAUGCAUUUACAAGCAUUCAAAGUGAAGAGUUUAAUAUUUUAACACAGCUGAAACGGUUAGAUUUGUCUUCAAAUUUGCUGAGAAAAAUUGACAAGGAUACAUUUGGAGGAUCACUAUUUAAUUUGGAACGUUUAAAAUUAAGUAAAAAUGCUAUUAGACAUAUAUUUUCCGGUUCUUUUGAAUUUAUGCCUAAUUUGAAAUACCUCGAUAUUUCAAAUAAUCCUCUAGUAUGCAACUGUGAUUUAGUUUGGCUCUUAGCGUGGACUAUUGACCGCGUUGUAAAAAUGCAGCCUUCACCUAAGUGCGAAUCGCCUGUAUAUUUUAAAGAUUCAUUCUUGAAAAAACUGAAGGUUGGCGUAGAUUUGCAUUGCGAAUCACCUAUACAAACAUUUCUGGAACUAAUACCAUUGAGAAAUCAGAUUGUUUUCGAAGGAGAUGAACUAGUACUAAAAUGUCGAGCUCCCCGUGUUGCCAUAGAAAUAGCUCGAGAAUCAGAAGACAUUCCCGCAACACGAGCCCAUAUAUUUUGGGGUUGGUCUGAAAAGGUUCGUCACUCCAACUCCACUGAAGAUAUAAUUUACAAUGACCCAGAGAAAGUUUUCACCGAUGUUAAUAUCUCAACAAGGCACAUCUUUGACUCUGGUAUACUCAAUUCUAUUCUCAAAAUUGAACAAAUCUCUAAAAAUCAUUCUGGAAUGUGGGAUUGCACAUUAAAUUCACAACAGGCGAAUUUAUCUAAAGCAAUUACAGUAGUUGUAAUAGCAAAAGACACUACAUACUGUAAAGCCACAAUAGUUCGAACAAAUAAGGGAACUUAUCACUGGCCCCAAGCUAUACGUGGAGAAACUGUUAGUCAGGGGUGUGCCGAAAAUGACAAGCUCAUAGUCACAUACAAUUGUAAUACAAUAGGAGAAUGGGAAAACUUAGAAACAAGUUCUUGUCCUUUUGUAAGUGAAACUACAAGAAUUUUGGAGCACUUUGCAAAAAUGAAUUUUACAAAAAAUAAUGCAUUCGAAAUUGCUGAACGGUUACAGAAUUUCACAAAUACUCAAAUAUAUUUAAAUAAUAUUAAGGAUCCUAUGGAUUUGGAAUUCAUAGCACGCACUUUAAAGAAAUAUUUGAACUACAUAUCGUAUAAACAAGAUAUUUCAUACUUAUUACUAAGUAUGGUAUCAAACCUUUUAUUGUUGCCAAAAGAGCUGUUUGACGAAGCACAAACUAAGUUUACAACAAGUCUUAGUUUUUUGAAUAUAAUAGAAACAGCAUCAUCGUAUGUUCAGUCUUUACCACGCGCAGAUCAAGACAUCGCUUAUGACCCUUGGUCUAUUUCCAGAAAUAUUUUCGUGGACUUUUUCAACAUUCAUGUUGAUUCAUUUAGUGGUAUAUCGUGCACAUGGCUAAAUAGCAUAAAUAAUUUAGAACAUCGCAACUUUGAAUGUAGCACUUCUAAUGACACGUUUCCAAUGUUCGAGAGCUAUAUCGAUGCUGCUAUUCAGAUUCCUACAACUUCUUUGUUCGAUAAAUCUGACAAAUCUAUUAGAUUAAUUUUUGCACUUUUUCGCAAUGGUAAUCUGUUUGGCCUUAUGGACAAAAAUAGCAAUUUUCCAGAAGUAAAAAAUUUACUACUGACAUCUGCCGUUAUUGGAGCUAAAAUAUCAAAAAAAUCAAUCGAGUCAUUACCGUUAGUUGAUAUAAGUGAUAAAAUAUUCAUCAUGUUACGAGUACAUCCUUUUCAUAAUGAAAAAAGUUCGCCAAUACCGGCGUGGUGGGAUGAUGAUUUAAAUAAUUGGAACCCCCGGGAGUGUCGAAAGUUAUAUUUCCACCGUGGCCUAUUGUUGUUUACUUGUAGUCGGUUGGGUUACUACGGCAUUCUGCAACGCCGCGAAUACCUUAAUGACUAUGCAAUUGAAGGGUCAGGAGCUACUUUUAGAUUCGCUCCUGUAAGCGUAUAUAUAGGAAGCGUAGUUGUUUUCUUUUGUUCGUGGAUUAAUAUAACUACUUUUGUGAUUUUUCGCAAAGCAAUACGAAUGAAUCGUCAACAAAGGCAUUCAUUGGUGAAUAUAUGGCUGUCAGUUUCAUCUUUAUCAGCCGUGUUUGUACUUGGAAUAUACCAAACAGAAUAUCAUCAUAUUUGCCGGAUAGUUGGAAUUUUAUUACAUUACUUUUCUCUAUCUGUUUUGCUAUGGCUGUGCGUAUGUUUAAGCAAUUUGUACAAAGGUUUGUCCAAAACUUAUCGAGUAGCCUCUGAACCUGACGUGCCCAAGGAAGUAAAAUUUAAAAAACCUAUACUUAGUAUUUACUUAGUCGGCUGGGGAAUUGGAAUGAUAAUUUGUGGUAUAUCGAGCGCAGUUAAUGUCAACGAAUAUGCUUCCUACUCAUUUUGUUUUCUACAUAAUCCAUCGUCAUUGAACGCAUUAUUUGUUCCGGCAAUAAUACUCUUGAUUUUUCUUGCUACACUAAUGCUAUGUAUUUAUUGCCAUAUGUCUCAGAGAGCUGUAAAUGUGUUGUCAAAAAAACACUUUGCUGAUAAUACAAUGGCUACCGAAAAUAUUGAUUUGGACUGGCUGGACUUAAAGCAAAAUCCUGUGUCACGGGUUAAUCAUAAUUCCACAGGGGUCGAUCAGUACAGAAGCCUCACUCUUAGUAAUCCAGUGAGCAGUAUAGUCGAUGACUUCGAAAGAUCGAAUAUAACACAUUUGCGAGCUCAUUUACUAUUUCUGAUCCUAUUCAUUGUAUCCUGGAUAUCAGCAGCAAUGUUUGUUCACCAAAGUUUAGAAAAUUUAAAGCCUAAUGGAAUGUAUAGUAUGAUGUUUGCGGUAUCUUCCUGUUUGCUGGGACUAUUUUUAAUUCUAUUCUAUACAUUGUCUAGAAAUGAUACAAGAAGGGCUUGGGGACAAAGAUUUUGUUUAACGAAUGCCAAUUGUAAAAGCUAUCAACAGAAUUACUAUGAUGCAAAUGUGCCUUCCGCUAUACCAGCAAACAAAACGUCAGCAGUUUAUGAUGUAAGUAUGUCCGGUUCCCAAACAAAUAGCCAAUGCUCAAGACAUCGCAGUAGCAGUGUCCGCAGUAUGAAAAGCAACUCACAUAAAAACGAACACAUUUUACAAAAUCUCGAUUGUCCUUUACUCGGCACAGUCUCAUCAAACGUAAAUCAAACAUCUAUCACCAACAAUCACCAUAUGGCGGUAAACAGUCUAACCACUGUCCCCAUCACUAGCGAAAUACCAAGCGCUGAAAUAUUUUAUAAUCCCAAUCAAAUAAUAGUAGCGAGAAAGUUUUUUAAAAAACAAAAGCGCUUAGCGAAACGCAAUAAUUUUGAACUUCAACGGCAAGUAGAGCGCGUUGAAUAUUUGGACAAUGUUAGUGACAUCUCAUCUUUAACAGGAAGUGAAAAUGCUCACAUCUAUUCGAAACGACACAAUGCUAUUACCCUCUUAAGAGGUGGUAGCAAAGUGAAUAAUACAAACAUCUGUUAUAAACCGAAUGUCUAUACAAAUGAUGGCACUAAGUCGCCACACUAUACACCGAUAGAGAAUUAUCGAAAUGGAUUGGGUAUGUCUAGAAUGAAUUCCGAUUGUUCUGUACAAAAUCGCCCCUGUGCAUCUGAUUUUGUUGCAAACAUCUAUACUAAUAUACCUGAGACAAAAGAACCGAAACACGAAAUCAUAAAGGUUAGGAACUCCAAUCGAUCUAAUAAACGCAGUUGUGUUGAGACUCUAAGUGAGCGGGAAGAAGAAGUUGAAAAUGAAGAUGACUCUUUGGAUGAACAAAAAGUUCCGUUAUAUCAAAAUGCGUCGGCAGUUUCUUUUCCAGGAAAACCGGGAUUGCUUAAGCAUUCUAGCCCAUUAAAGGCUCCAUCACCAUUAAUGGAAAAUGAAGAUGUUGAUGCAAUGAAUAGUGUCGGUUUACCAAGUGUUACAAAUUAUGAAAUAAGUAAACAUUCAGAAACACUUGAUUUAAAGCCAGACGAAAUUUAUAUAUCAAACGCGUUACACAUUACGAACCAAGUUAAUAUUGACGAAUCCUCUACGGCGGGUAUUUUAAUUCGACACAACCCAAUACAUUCCAAGUCACUUAACAAUCUACAUGAUUCCGUUGAUUCUUCCAAUAGAUUUUUGAAAAACGAACAUUCAAAUCAUUCAUCGCUUUUUAGUUUAGAGAAUGGUAGAGUCGGAUCCUGGAAUGGCAGUUCCUUAAGUGUACCAUUUUUGGUUAGUGACAACCAAAAGACUCCUAAAUGCCGUAAACUAAAACAAGCCGAGUUUGCCGAUAAAUAUGAAUCUGCCAGCGAAAAUAAUGUCUUCAGCUUACCACAUGCAAAAACCGUUCAUUCGAUUAGUCCGACAAAUGAAAGUGAUUUGAAUUACCAAAAUUCUGAAAUUAGCAUACGAAGUCAUGGCUUAUAUGAACCACAGCCUGACAACGACUUAAACAUUACAUUAACCGAAGAGUUUCCCUAUCAGUCAUCAAACACUAGCGACACAGAAGAUCCGCUAAAUGACUUUGAAGAUGAAAACCCGAAAAGUGAUUAUACCUUGGAACACCGAAUGAGUGAAAAUGAUCCAUCAAUUGAUGAACUAUAUGAAGCUAUUAAACAUAAUCACACCAUUUCUACAAGCAUAGAUGGAAGCAACAAUUUAAAACAUAUGGAUACUGCUGCGGAGAUAGCAUCAAUGCCGAUUACGGCACCUUCAUCUCAAUCGAAAUCAACAAGCUUUUCGUCAUACAACGUGAUAGCUAAACCUCUUAUAGAAGCAUCUAUUGAUGCAGUUGAGGACGACAGUAGUCAAAGUAGUAUAAUUUCAUAUCUAGACCAAAAAGUUAAGAAAAGCUAGGAAUUAAAUCUCCAUGGCUGAAAACUUUUACGUUGGCUUGCCAAGGGUGUAAUGUUAAUGCCGAUCCGAAGUUAAGCUCUUCUAUUUACUCAAAUUUAUACUCAAGUUUAUAUCACAUAAUGUGUGUAUAUAACAUAUGUAUAUUUAUCGACAAGUAAUCUAACGAUUUCAAAUUUUGAGCUAAUUUACUGCGCUAUUAUGUUGGCAAAUAGCGCCUUUCUGAUUAAAAGAGUAUGAAUACAUGCGUUUGAUUGAAGCUUACUGUGAUGGAAUAUUUUACAAGUUACCGCAUGGGCUUGACUUUCUUAACAAUUCUAUAGAAAGAAACCAUGUUCAUCAUAAGUUUUAUUUAUAUAAAUUAUAUACCUAUGUACAAUUACAUCCACAUUUAAAAAUAUUUCUUUCUAGUUUUUAAGAUACUUUUUAUUUUGAUGUUGAAAUCAAAAUAGAGAACUGAAGGAAUACAAAGAAUAUUACAUAAGUUUUUCUAAGACAUAACAUACUUCGUGUCUAUACUUGAAACUAAAUAUACAUAUAUAAUUGACUAAAAAUAUAUAUAGCAGAUAAGGCUGUUUUGGCACUAAAGCGGUGGUAACUCAGUUAAGGGGCCUUUCAGCUUCUAUACUUCGUAACCAAAGAUGUAACAUAUAGAAUAAAUAAUAGUUAUUAAAUAAUGUUUUAUGUGAA